Messenger RNA from Aphanomyces invadans, 1890 nucleotides. RefSeq lists its product as hypothetical. Gene Ontology annotation, molecular function: ubiquitin-protein transferase activity. The record is from RefSeq and is a predicted model, not a curated record. The transcript has 5 exons. The coding region runs from base 42 to 1787 and encodes 581 amino acids. NCBI's taxonomy places the organism in Eukaryota, Oomycota, Saprolegniomycetes, Saprolegniales, Verrucalvaceae.
CGAGGGUAUCCACGAGCGUCGAGCACAUUUGAUUCUGUGCCAUGUCGUCGGCAUCUCAGCAACAAGGCGGACUCGACUCGGCCCUGGGGAGAUACCAGCUCUACACACUCGGUAGCACGAUUGUGAUUGUGAUCUGUGCGAUCAUUUUCUGUCGAUCCAAACACAAAGAGCCGACUGUGCCAUUGCUGCCCAACGAGCACGUGGGCCACUUGGCUGGGCUCCAGCGAGAUGCCCUGGAAGACCCCUCGUUGGAGGCCAAAAAGUGGCGAUGCAAUAUUUGCGGGUUCCGAAACGCGACCGACCAGCUCGAGUGUGCAUUGUGUCGUUCGAGCCAAGCGUUGUACCUGCUUGUCACACCCGAGUUUGCAACGGCCGACGGCACUGUCGUGGCCUUGGACAACCUCAACUCGACGCAGCGCAGUGCCAGGGAGCGCCAUGACUGGAUGCGCGAGUACAACUCGACGACCGGCGUUCUUUGGAAAGCCAACCACACCGAUCCCUCCACUCUCAACCAUUACAUUGUCAGCUGCACGAAGGAUGAAAACACGCUGAAGUGGCUCGCCUUCGACGCGACAUUUGCUGGCGUUCACAUUGGCAGUGGCGAAUCGACACAAUCGUGGUGGUAUGGCCAGUUGGAGUACGUCCGCAGCCUCAGCUUCUCGCUCAAGUUUGCAUGGCUCGUCAACCAGCUGACGACGCUCGAUUCAACACACACGAAAAUGAAGGUGUACCGGAACAAAAUUUUUGAGGAAUCGAUCCAACUGCUCGUCAUCUUGAAAGUCGAUCAAUUGUGCUCGAAAACAAAAAUCACGCUGCUUGGCGAAAGCGCCAUCGAUGCCGGCGGCGUGACGAGGGAAUGGUACACGCUGCUCACGGACGAAAUCUUUAGCGCCGACCAAGGCUUGUUUUUCGUGUCCAACGUAGAAGACCAGUCCUUCUUCAUCCAGCCCAACUCGGCCACACUCAACGGACCCAACCACCUCAACCACUUCCUCGCGGUCGGAAGACUUCUUGGGCGAGCCAUCAUCGACGGCCAAGUCCUGCCAUUCCACUUUUGCGUCCCCCUCUUCAAGAUGCUCCUGGGGUACCCUGUCUCCAUGGACGACAUUCGGUAUCUCGACCCGACCGUGUACUCGAGCCUCGUGUACGUCCGAGACUGCGACGACGUCGACGAUCUCGCGCUCACGUUCAGUGUGACGGUGGACGAAGCCGGGUCGGAGGUCGAGCUUGUGGUUGGCGGACGAGAUAUCGCCGUCACGAACGCCAACAAGGCCGAGUACGUGGACAGGAUGGUGCAGUACUUGCUGUUUGACCGGGUCGCGCCGCAGCUACAGCAUUUGGUCCAGGGCCUGUACGACGUGCUGCCGCAGGAGCUGCUGAUGCCGUUCGAUUACAAGGAGCUCGAGUUGAUGCUGUGUGGGUUUUCCGAGAUCGACGUGGCCGACUGGAAGCGGUCGACGAUCGUGUCCAAGUCGUUGGAGGACGUGGUCGGUUGGUUCUGGGACGUCAUCGAGUUUGACAUGACGGCGUCGGAGCGGGCCAAGCUGCUCCAGUUCACGACCGGAUCGUCUCGCGUGCCGUUGCAGGGGUUCAAGGCCCUCACGAGCAAUGACGGCCGAUUGUGUCCGUUCAAUUUGUAUGGCAUUCCUUACACAAGAGGGUCGUUUCCGAGAGUCCACUCGUGCUUCAACCGCAUCGACCUCCCUAUUUAUCCGACGCGGGAGUUGCUUCGGGAAGGUCUCUUCGUCUUGGUCACGAUGGACACGGCAGAAUUCACCAUUGCUUGAUUCAAUCAACUAGCCUGCUGUGCCAGCUAUGAGACAUAACGAUAUUUAACUUAUUGCGCAUUGGACUUCGUCGACAAGGAGCGAACGAUCCCUUUGACUUUAC